This is a messenger RNA of Arabidopsis arenosa, 611 nucleotides long. NCBI's taxonomy places the organism in Eukaryota, Viridiplantae, Streptophyta, Magnoliopsida, Brassicales, Brassicaceae. The record is from the annotation of a GenBank genome assembly.
AACAAGCUCAUCCAAAUAAAACAAAUAUGCGUGAUGCGACAUUUGACGAUUUCGAAGAUUUAAGAUUGAUAUUUGGAUCAAAUGUGGCCACUGGACGUAAUGCUGUGGGAUUAGGCGAUUCCAUUGAUGUCGAUGCUUCUCAAGUUGGAGACGAUGAUGAGACACAUGAUUUAAAUCGUGUCCAUAUAAUGGAUGAUACGCAGGGAAUCCCAUACGACGAAACAUCAAUGCUUGACGUUUUCUCAUCAUUAGAGAAAAGUAGGGCUGAAAAGCUUCCUCAGAGAAAGAAAGCUAGAACUAAUGCAUUUAGUGCGAACAUGGUUAUGGAUGAAGUGAAUACAGUCACAGAAUUCGGUAAUCAAAUUGUUGGCAUGAUACAAAAAAGAUGGGAAAAGGAAGCUGAAGAAAAAGAAGUUGAGAACAAAGCUAAUAAUGUGUGGGAUGCUAUCAAAGAAACACCUGAUUUGGACAUGGAUUUGCGUUACGAGACCAUGACACUGGUUCAUAGCUUAGGUAUGAAAUCCGGAUUCAUGCACAUGUCUACAAUAGAGCGUAAGUGAUGGAUUUUACAAAACCUUCGUAAAUCAAAAGAAUGAAGCUCGAUGCAUUAU